AUGGUACGCCCCUCACUGACUUUACUACACCAUCGACUACCCACUACCAUUAACUAUCAACUCAACACGACCUAUCAGCGCUCGAGAUCGAGUCUCAAGAUCAACAACCUUAUGCAAUUCAAUCCCACGAACAUCGUUCCACCCACCAUGUCUGAGGAUAGCCCCCGAACCAGGAAGAUGGGUCAAGUCUUCACGGGCAUCCAUCGUCGGCUUUCCAGCUUCGGAAACUCCACAAGACCGGCCAAGGCCGCCACCGAGACGUUGUCGGCGCUCGCGGACGAAGCCUUUUCUUCCCAUUCGUCGUCAGCAUUCAGCUCGGUCAAGAGCGCGCCCCAACGUCGAAACGAUGAGCGUGACACUCGGCUCCUUUCCCUGGACAAGCUUAUGAGCGGUACCAUGAUAGCCGAGAAGAACAAGCUCUGGUUCGAGAAGCUCAACGUCGCCGUCAGAACUCUGAUGAACUCCUCAGACUAUGACCCUUCACACGAUUACGAGCACAUACAGCGAGUCGUCCUCAACGCGCACCGCAUCUGGAGCGCCGAGAAGCAUCGCGAGGAGUUCCGCAACAUCGACCCCCUAGUCAUCUACGUCGCGGCUCUGGUACACGAUGUCGCGGAUGACAAGUACCUGACCGAUGAAUUGACGGUCGAACUACAGAGGGAGGUGACAGACCAGGACAAACAGGUGCGGCAGAGAGACGCCAUCGAAGCAUUCAUCAAAAAAGCUGCCCCAGAAUGCCCACCCUACAUUUGGGGUCCUGCGACACACAUUGCAUCUCUGGUCUCUUUCACACGUGAACUGCGCAAACCCGAACUCAUUGCUCAGCAGUGCAUGGCGUAUCCUGCUCUCCAGAUCGUCCAAGAUGCCGAUCGUCUUGAUGGCCUAGGUGCGUUGGGAAUUGUACGUGGUGCAGUGUACGGGGGCGCAAAUCAGCCGCGUGGUACUGGUACGGUCCGACGGGUCUGCCAAAUAGUUGACGAGCGUCAUUCUCAGUAUGUAGAGAUGAUGAAGACCCGUACGGGUAAGAAGGAGGCGAGCAAGCGCUGGGACGCGAUGGAGGAAAUUCGCGACCAGAUUGUGCAGCAGGCAGACUGCAGGAGCGUGCUGGAAGAGAACUGA
This is a messenger RNA of Alternaria novae-zelandiae, 1119 nucleotides long. RefSeq lists its product as uncharacterized. The coding region runs from base 1 to 1119 and encodes 372 amino acids. The transcript has a single exon. Lineage: Eukaryota; Fungi; Ascomycota; Dothideomycetes; Pleosporales; Pleosporaceae. The record is from RefSeq and is a predicted model, not a curated record.